CAACUUCCGCUUUACCCGGAAGUGAGCACAAUUCCCAAAGAUGGCGGAACAAGGUCCGAUGGCCAUAGCGAUGCGGCUACGAAACCAGCUCCAGUCCGUUUACAAACUAGACCCGCUGCGGAAUGAGGAGGAAGUGAAGUUGAAGAUCAAGGACCUGAAUGAACACAUCGUCUGCUACCUCUGUGCUGGCUACUUUAUAGAUGCUACUACUAUUACGGAGUGUCUUCACACCUUUUGUAAAAGUUGUAUUGUGAAGUACCUGCAAACCAGCAAAUAUUGUCCCAUGUGCAACAUCAAAAUUCACGAAACCCAGCCCUUACUUAACCUCAAACUGGAUCGAGUCAUGCAAGAUAUUGUCUACAAACUGGUGCCUGGACUACAAGAAAGUGAAGACAAAAGAAUAAAGGAGUUUUAUCAGUCGAGAGGGUUAGAACGAGUCAUCCAGCCUGCAGGAGACGACAUCUCGGACGCAGCAGGUUUACCGUACACGAGCUUUGACCACUCAAAAGCCCACUUCUACAGAUAUGACGAGCAGGUUUCGCUCUGUUUAGAAAGGCUAAGUUCAACUCUAGCUGGGAAAGAUAAGACAAAACUCGCUCUUCAGCAGAAGUUCGUCCGCUGCUCGGUGCGGGCGGAGGUGCGGCAUCUCCGGAAGGUGCUCUGCCACCGGCUGAACGUGGAGAAACACCAGGUCCAGAUGUGGUUCAAUAACGAGUCCCUGCCCGAUCACAUGACCAUGAAACGGUUAUGGCUCUCACACUGGUUUGGCAAGGCGCAGCCACUAGUUCUUCACUACACCAUCAAGGACAAAAGGAGCAGAUAGGACUUGUUUUCAGUUUGAAGGAACGCUGUACAUAUUUUGUACAAUACAUAUUCUAUUUUAAUAGUGUUUGUGUACAUAAACUUAUUUUCCUUGUUUUGUAUUUUUGAAAAUAAAUUUUAAAUGGAAACAUU
Messenger RNA from Menidia menidia (Atlantic silverside), 954 nucleotides. The record is from the annotation of a GenBank genome assembly. NCBI's taxonomy places the organism in Eukaryota, Metazoa, Chordata, Actinopteri, Atheriniformes, Atherinopsidae.